Electrophorus electricus (electric eel) is the source of this 7706-nucleotide messenger RNA. RefSeq names its product collagen, type XI, alpha 2 (gene col11a2). Gene Ontology annotation, cellular component: extracellular matrix. Gene Ontology annotation, molecular function: extracellular matrix structural constituent. The record is from RefSeq and is a predicted model, not a curated record. Lineage: Eukaryota; Metazoa; Chordata; Actinopteri; Gymnotiformes; Gymnotidae.
AUUUAUUACUAAUUCCCCAUUAGUAUUUAAUCUUUGUACAUAUAUAAUUUAUUUUCGAGUUUUACCAAACCGUCAAACUUGGAAGCUAUGGAUAUUCGGAAGAAGCGAAGACCGUGGCGCGCAGACCUCACGUCAGUCGUUCUGGUAACCGUUACGCUCAUCCAGUUCCAGAUUCUACAUGCUCAAGCAGAUCCAGUUGAUGUUUUACAGGUUCUGCAGCUUCCUUCACUGCCUGAAGGUGUGCAGAAAGUUUCCGGCUUUUGUAGCUCUCAACGUGCUGGCACACCUGACCAUGCCUACCGCAUCACUAAGAAAGCCCAGAUCUCUGCUCCAACCAAGCAACUCUUCUCAGGUCAUUUCCCAGAGAACUUCUCUAUCAUGACCCUGGUGAAGGCCAAGGCAGGCCUUCAGGCCUUCCUAUUGUCCAUUUACAGUGAUCAGGGGGUGCAACAGUUGGGACUGGAGCUUGGCCACUCACCUGUCUUCCUAUAUGAGGACCAGAAUCGCAUGCCCACCCCAGAGGACUACCCACUGUUUACAGGCAUCAAUCUGGCUGAUGGCAAGUGGCAUCACAUUGCCAUUUCCGUACAGAACAAAAAUGUUACUCUUCUCCUUGAUUGCAAGAAGCGUAUGAGUAGGCCACUUCCUAGAAGUAACAAGCCAAUGGUGGACACCCGUGGUAUUACAGUGUUUGGCGCUCGUUUGUUGGAUGAGGAGGUCUUUCAGGGUGAAAUCCAGCAGCUUCUGAUUGCCUCUAACCCUCAGGCAGCCUAUGACUUCUGUGAGCAUUACAGUCGUGACUGUGACACUUCUUUGCCCAAAGUCCAGGCCCAGGAUCCUAACACAUAUGACAGCAUGACCACCAAAGUCAAAUCUACCUCUGCCCAUGAGAAAACCAAACCAAACAAUGCAAAACUUGGACCAGCUAAAUCAGCUAAAAAUAAACCUCUUCCUGCCAAGCCAACUAUAACUAAAAUAGGCCCAACCAGAACUUCUAUGACCAAGUCUUCCAAGGCAAAACCUUCUGCUGUGCAAAUUUUACUUUCAAAAAUUAAGCCAACUGUAACAAAUAAACAAGGGCCUGAUUCAAAAGACACAUCUGUUCCUAAGGCUGGCAGAGAUAAAACAUCAAAUAGCAAUAGCAAAGCAGGUGAGAACAAAAAAUCUAGAAGUGAAAUUAAACAAAAUAUUAAAGUUAAUGGCCAUGAAAAGAUGACUGUGGAGACAAAAGCUAAUAGUGGCAUUAAAACUAAAACUAAUUUAAAGGGGAGUGGGAAAGCAGCUAUUUCUAAAGCCAAUGCCAAAGUCAAUGGUAAGGCAGUUGAAGAGCAAAAAUCUAAAGCUAAGAGCAAUGAGAAAGCAGCUGUGGAGAAAGUAAUUAAUGGAAACAGUAACAGAAAGGCAACAGAGAAGAAAAAAACAAGUGUUGAUACUAAAGCUAAUGGCAGUACAAGGGCCAUUGUCAAGAAAAAGGCUAAUGUCAAUGGCAAUGUAGCUGAAGAGAAAAAGGCAAAUGGGAAUGCAGCAAAACCAAUGAAGACUGAGCCAGAGAAGUUGGUUGUUGUCAAGAGCAAAUUAAAUAAAGCAGAGGUUUCUAAUGCCAAAGCACAGAAAGCAGAGAAAGCUAAGAUUGGAAUAGCAAGACCAGAAGUUGCUAAGGAGGAAAAAGCCAAGAUCACCAAAGCUAAAUCUGAAAAAAAGUAUGAGACUAAAAUGACCAAAACUGAGUCAGUUAAGGUGAAGCCUGGCAAAAGUGAGACUAAGCUUGAAGUCAAAGUUCUACCUGCAAAGGAAAGAGUGAAACAGACUCUCAAAGUCAAGAAGGAGACACCUACCCCAGCACCCCCACCUGCUCUAGCCCCUGUGCCUUCGCCUGUCCCCAUCCCUUUCAAGCCAGAGAAAUCCAAGGUGUUGAUAGACGUCAGUAGCAUCAAAUCAAUGUCCAAACAAUUCCCACCCUUCGACAAGGCUGCAGUCAGUGGUACCAGCAUCUCCGCUCCAGAAAAACCCAAGAAGAAACCAACCAAUGGUUAUCAACAGGAUGUAGACGCUGCUUAUUUUGAGGCUGACCACACCCCCACAGAGACGGAUUAUUAUACCAUCUUAGAGGAGGAGGCAAUCCCACAGCCAAAAAGUGAGGUGACUGGACAUGAAGUAACCAUAGGCCAGGUGGAGGAGACUCUGGUGGGUGAAGAGACAGAAAAGCCCAAAGCAGGUGGUGAGGAGGUAUUUCAGACACCAGAUGAAACCUUCACUGAGGAGUAUGUGACAGGAGAUUUUGGCAUGAAGGAAUAUGACUAUUCCUACAAGGAUUACAACGAACCCAACCAUGAGGGGAAGACUGAUGAUACAAUGGGUCCUGCCCUGUCUGCUGUCACAGAUGAGGGAGGUGCUUCCAUUAGGGCCCAGAAGGGAGAGAAGGGAGAGCCUGCUGUACUUGAACCUGGCAUGUUAAUUGAAGGACCACCAGGACCAGCAGGACCAGCAGGUCUCCCUGGCCCAUCUGGCCCUUCUGGACCCCCUGGGUCUGUGGGUGAUCCAGGCGAGAGGGGUCCACCUGGGAAGGCUGGUCUGCCCGGAGCUGAUGGUGUCCCUGGACCUCCAGGAACAUCUGUCAUGCUUCCAUUCCGCUUUGGACAAAGUGGUGGAGACAAGGGCCCCAUCGUCUCUGCACAGGAGGCCCAGGCACAGGCCAUUCUGUCUCAGGCUCGAUUGGCUCUGAAGGGCCCACCUGGGCCAAUGGGCUUUACUGGCCGAUCUGGACCCCUGGGGUCACCUGGCAGUCCAGGCUUGAAAGGAGAGAGUGGAGAUCCAGGUCCCCAGGGUCCAAGAGGCCCUCAGGGAUUGUCUGGUCCUCCUGGCAAACCUGGCAGAAGGGGCCGUGCUGGUGCUGAUGGUGCUCGAGGAAUGCCAGGGGAGUCUGGAAUUAAGGGUGACCGUGGUUUUGAUGGGUUGCCUGGUCUGCCAGGAGACAAAGGUCAUCGGGGAAACCCUGGGGGAAUGGGACCAAUAGGACCCCCUGGAGAAGAUGGAGAAAGAGGAGAUGAUGGAGAUAUCGGACCCAGGGGGCUUCCAGGAGAACCAGGGCCCCGUGGUUUAUUGGGGCCUAAAGGUCCACUUGGAAUUCCUGGACCUCCAGGUGUGCGUGGAAAUGAUGGUCCUCAUGGUCCAAAAGGAAACAUGGGCCCCCAAGGAGAACCAGGUCCUCCAGGCCAGCAGGGGGCCCCAGGAACACAGGGAAUGCCUGGUCCUCAGGGUGCUAUCGGUCCUCCAGGAGAGAAGGGGCCGACAGGGAAACCAGGUCUACCAGGCAUGCCCGGAGCCGAUGGUCCUCCUGGUCACCCAGGAAAAGAAGGCCCACCUGGAACUAAAGGAAAUCAGGGGCCUAGCGGUCCUCAGGGCUCUAUUGGAUAUCCUGGCCCUCGUGGUGUUAAGGGGGUUCAAGGUAUCCGUGGAAUGAAAGGACAUAAAGGAGAAAAGGGAGAGGAUGGUUUCCCUGGAAUCAAGGGAGAUUUUGGCCCAAAGGGAGAUAGGGGAGAGGUAGGAGUACCAGGGCCUAGAGGAGAGGAUGGUCCUGAAGGUCCAAAAGGUCGUGGUGGUCCUCCUGGUGAGAUUGGAUCAAUUGGCCCACUUGGAGAGAAGGGCAAACUUGGGGUACCUGGGCUGCCUGGCUAUCCUGGUAGACAAGGGCCUAAGGGUUCACUUGGAUUCCCAGGAUUUCCUGGUACAAAUGGAGAAAAGGGUGCAAGGGGUCUAAUUGGAAAGAUAGGGCCAAGAGGACAAAGAGGACCAACAGGGCCCAGAGGACAGAGGGGGCCACGUGGGUCUACUGGGAAACCAGGUGCCAAGGGCUCAUCAGGUAGUGAUGGGCCUUCUGGUCCUCCAGGCGAGAGGGGAUUGCCUGGACCUCAAGGAGCAAAUGGAUUCCCAGGACCAAAAGGACCUCCAGGCCCUCCAGGAAAGGACGGACUACCUGGACACCCUGGACAGAGAGGAGAAGUUGGAUUCCAAGGCAAGACUGGACCCCCUGGACCACCUGGAGUGGUUGGACCUCAGGGUCCAUCAGGUGAGACUGGCCAAAUGGGUGAGCGUGGUCACUCUGGACCUCCAGGACCACCAGGUGAGCAAGGCCUUCCUGGCCCUUCUGGUAAGGAGGGAACAAAGGGUGACCCUGGUCCCCCUGGUGGUCCUGGAAAAGAUGGACCUCCUGGAUUGAGAGGCUUUCCUGGAGAGAGAGGACUCCCAGGAACUCCGGGAGGCGGUGGGCUAAAAGGCAAUGAAGGCCCUGCUGGACCUCCUGGACCUGCUGGCUCACCAGGUGAGAGGGGCCCUGCAGGCACAGUAGGCCCUAUUGGCCCACCUGGAAGACCAGGACCUCAGGGACCCCCUGGAACUGCAGGAGAAAAAGGAGUGCCUGGAGAGAAAGGCCCAAUAGGUCCACCUGGUCGUGAUGGCAUUCAAGGCCCAGUUGGUCUUCCAGGCCCUGCUGGACCCCCAGGAGUUCCAGGAGAGGAUGGUGAUAAGGGUGAAGUUGGAGAGCAUGGGCAAAAGGGGGCAAAGGGAUCCAAGGGAGAGCAAGGUCCUCCUGGUCCACCUGGGCCAAUGGGUCCUGUUGGACAACCUGGUGCACCUGGUGCUGAUGGUGAAACAGGUGCCAGAGGUCAGCAGGGCCCAUUUGGUGCCAAAGGAGAUGAAGGAACAAGGGGUUUCCCUGGGCCCCCAGGGCCAAUUGGACUACAGGGAUUGCCAGGUCCAGCUGGGGAAAAGGGUGAGACUGGAGAUGUUGGACCAAUGGGUCCCCCUGGCCCUCCUGGACCACGUGGGCCAGCUGGUCCUAAUGGUGCUGAUGGCCCUCAAGGUCCUCCUGGUGGAUUGGGAAAUCCUGGUCCCCCUGGAGAGAAGGGUGAACCUGGUGAAACUGGACCACCUGGUAUCGGUGGAGAGCCAGGAAAGAAGGGCCCAAGGGGAGAACGCGGUGAGAAGGGUGAGGCUGGACAGCCAGGUACCUCUGGUCCUCCUGGUGGAAAGGGGCCCCCUGGAGAUGAUGGACCAAAAGGAAACCCUGGUCCUGUUGGUUUCCCAGGUGAUCCUGGACCCCCUGGAGAAGUUGGGCCUAGAGGCCAAGAUGGAGCAAAGGGUGAGAGAGGAGAGGAUGGUGAACAAGGAGAGGCUGGCUCUCCAGGACCUCCUGGAGAGAAUGGAACACCAGGGCCUCCUGGAAAGAGAGGUCCUCCAGGAGCAAGAGGACCUGAAGGUCGUGAAGGAGAGAAAGGAAGCAAGGGAGGUCCAGGUGCUGUUGGGCCCCCAGGAAAGACUGGCCCUGUGGGCCCACAGGGUCCUCCAGGCAAACCAGGAACAGAGGGUCUGAGAGGGCUGCCAGGAUCAGUGGGAGAGCAAGGUGCUCCUGGAUCUGCAGGCGAGAAAGGACCUCCUGGACCCAUUGGUCCUCAGGGUUUGCCAGGUCUGCAUGGUGACCCUGGUGCCAAGGGUGAGAAGGGACACUCAGGUUUGAUUGGUUUGAUUGGACCUCCAGGAGAACAGGGAGAAAAGGGAGACAGAGGUCUGCCAGGUCCUCAAGGAUCACCAGGGCCCAAGGGAGAAACUGGGAUGCCUGGUGGAACUGGCCCUCUGGGUCCUGCUGGCCCCGCUGGUUUGCCUGGUCCAAGGGGUAUUAAGGGAGCAAAGGGUGCUACUGGUGGAGGUGGUCCCAAAGGAGAAAAAGGUGUACAAGGGCCUCCAGGACCCCCUGGACCUCCUGGUGAUGUCAUCCAGCCAUUGCCCAUUGAAAUCCCUAAGAAAUCCAAACGUUCCAUUGAUGCUAGUAAGAUGCUUUCUGAGACAGAUGAUGAGGUUGCCUUAGCUGAUGGCACAGGCAUUGAGACGGGCAAUGAGGGCAUGGAGGAGAUCUUUGGAUCUCUCAACUCACUGCGCCAGGAGAUUGAGUCUAUGCGGUUACCACUUGGUACUAAAGAUAGUCCAGCCCGCACCUGCCAGGACCUCCACCUCAGUCAACCGGAAUACAAAGAUGGUGAAUAUUGGAUUGAUCCCAACCAGGGCUGUGCUCGUGACUCUUUUAAGGUUUACUGCAACUUCACAGCUGGUGCGGAGACAUGUCUCUAUCCUGGGAAGGAAGUGGAGAACGUAAAGAUGAAUGCUUGGCCGAAAGAGAAGUCUGGGUCCUGGUACAGCAACUUUGCUAAAGGAAGCAAGUUCUCAUAUGUUGAUUCAAAUGGUGAGCCUGUGGGUGUGGUCCAGUUGGGCUUCCUGCGGUUGCUUAGUGUUCAGGCCCGUCAGAAUCUCACCUACCACUGCCACCGCAGUGUGGCCUGGGCUGACAGCACUGCUGACAAUGGCUACCAGAGGGCACUGCAUUUCCUGGGUGCUAAUGAAGAAGACCUUAGUUAUGAGACUAGCCCAUAUAUCAAGGCCCUCUUUGAUGGCUGUUCUUAUCGCAAGGGUUAUGACAGGACAGUUCUGGAGUUAAAUACACCUCAGGUGGAACAGCUCCCUCUCCUGGACAUCAAGAUAACAGACUUUGGAGAGAACACUCAGAAGUUUGGUUUUGAAGUGGGACCUGUCUGUUUUCUUGGAUAAACGUACAGACAUGCAAAGGAGCAAAAAUAUAAACGCCAGUGAGAACACAGACAAAAUAACUUGGACAUAGGCACUUAUCUAUGUGUACACAUACACGUUCAAUAGCAGUUGUAUAAGGCAAUGAUUAAUUGAAAUCACGCAGAUUGUCAUGAUCAAUGACAUCAUCACAUGAGCGCGUGGACACACACAAAUAAACACACACAGAAGCUGUUGUGAGGAAGGUCUAAACUCAGACAAGUACAAGCCCAGGGAAAAUGACUCCAAACCACCUGCUGGACCAAGGUGAAAUACUCUUUCAUCCGAAAGGAGUAAAGGUCAGCGUGUAACAACAUAUUACGAAGAGGAGUGUUUUGGCAUGAGAUGCUGCCUUAAAGUGGCAGCUCCCAAUGCAAAGCCACCAAAGACCCCUGCAUCUCUGAUCUCCCUAUCCUUCAUCUUUCAUCCUCGCUGUUACUCUUUCAAAGCAUCCUUACUCUCUCUACCUCCAUGUGUUAUCCUUACACUUAUGGUCUUAUACAAACCAUGCCCCUUUUACUUUUCGUUAUAAAAACAUGAGCUGCGUAUUUUUAGCAGGUGAUUCAGUUAGGACCAGAGGCAAAGUAAAAUUUUUGUUUGUUGAUUUCAUUUGUUUAAUUUAGUUUUUUUAAUUUAAAGAUAAUUUAUAAAUAAGGUUAAAUUAAGCCAUAUCAGUUAAUGCAGAGUUUCUUAUUGUUUCUGGUUUGAUGAUUACACUUUACAUUUGACCUUUCUAUACUGUAAUAAAACCCUACCAGCAAUGUUUUUGUACUGUAUGUUUUCUUGGGCCUAAUAUAUGCAAUGAAUUUAAAUUCUCUGUGAAUUGUAUUGAUGUUUUGUACAGGUCUUGUAGAGUGAUUAAAUCUGAGUGUUUUAGACAAGUUAAGGUUUUGUAAGCAAACCAGUAACACAGAUCCAACUUAGUAUUUAUGAAGAAGAGAUUGAAGGUAGUUUCCUUAAUACAUUGUUUACUGUUCAUUCCCGUGAGAGGCACAUGCAGAUGUUAUAUAAAACAAAAUUUGUGCCUUAAAGCAGUAUGAGUUGUUUUGUUUUGUAUAGAUUUGCCAGCAUGCACUCAAUGACAGCAGUUAAUCAAG